UCCCGGAACAUAAUGGGCAGUAACGAGAGCUGUAUUUUUGGAAGCCAUUUUGUUCUCUGCGUUUUGUUCCCGCCUGUGUUUACUUCUGUACAAGAGUUUCAGAGAAAUCAAGAGCUCAUUGUAUAAUCUACAAAUGUUGUAGAGAACAUUUCCCGUAUAUUUUACUCUAUUCAUAUUGACAACAGGUUAAGAUGUUUUGGAAGUUUAAUCUUCUGACUUCAUCUCACAUUGAAACUUUGCUUGACAAAGAGGAUGUCACGCUCAGAGAGCUCAUGGAGGAGGAUGACAUCCUGCAAGAGUGCAAGGCCCAGAACAGAAAGCUAAUUGAUUUUUUGGUUCUGCCCGAAAAUAUGGAGGAAAUGGUCAAGUUGAUCACUGUGGACCCACCAGAUGACAUGGAUGAGAAACUGCGGUUUAAAUACCCAAACACAGCUUGCGAGCUGCUGACCUCAGAUGUGUCUCAGAUUAACGACAAACUUGCUGGGGAAGAGAAUCUGGUGGACAAACUCUAUGCUUUUCUGGAAGGAGAGAAGCCGCUGAAUCCUUUGCUAGCCUCCUUCUUCAGCAAAGUUAUGGGUCUUCUCAUCACCCGCAAAAGUGAAAUGAUAUUUGAAUACUUGAAAUCAAAAAAUGAUUUUGUUGGUCGUCUCCUGUAUCACAUUGGCACUUCUGCAGUGAUGGACCUGUUGUUGAGGCUGAUCACAUGUAUAGAGUCUCCAGAAACGAGAAGGGAUGUCAUUGAGUGGUUGAAUGAGGAAAAAAUUGUAGAGAAGUUGGUGGACUCCAUUGUUGUAGAUAGAGAUGAAGAUAUUCAUUGCAAUGCUGCCCAGUCUCUGUGUGAUAUUGUUCGUCUGGGCAGAGAGCAGUUCAUCCAACAGCAAGACACAUCAGAGCCUGAUCCUUUGUUAGUCACCAUGGAACAAGAGGAAACUGUGUCUCAGCUCCUGUCCAAUAUGUUCGACUCUGAGAAAAAUGAAUCGGUUCUUGUCAACGGUCUUUGUGUUAUCCACACACUGCUGGAGGUCAGGCGACAGGGGUCCGACUUGUCAGAACAGUUACCGAAUGGUGACCCAGAUCGUAUCACUCAGGGCAUCAACAAUGUGAUUGCCGCCAUUGUGCCACGCUUGAAAGAUUUCCAUGACCUGCUUGUGAACCCGCCAAAGCAAAGAUACAGCAUGAUGCCAUCCUCUGUGGGCCAGCUGGAGCCACCACUUGGCAACACCCGGCUGCAGGUCGCCAAGUUGAUCACUGCUCUGGUUGGGGCCAACAUGCACCAAGUGAACUUGGAACUGGCUGCUCUGGGAACUAUACAAACUUUGUUGGACUUGUACUUUAGGUACGAGUGGAACAAUUUCCUGCACACGCAGGUGGAACAGUGCCUUCUCAUCAUCCUGAAUAAUGGGCCCAUUGAGAUCGAUGGGAAACACGAGCAUCCACUGCUGACUAAACUCUUUGCAGAAUACAAUUUGGUACAGAGGUUACUUCAAGAAUGGGAGGAAAACGAACAGAAACAGAGGGCACCUGCUGGGAGACGACGAGGGUACAUGGGUCACUUAACCAAAAUAGCGAACUCCAUAUCUGGUCUAGUGGAGAAGAAUGAGUCACCCAGUCUUGUUAAGGAUCAAUUUAGUGGGCUUUCAGAUGAAUGCAAAGAGAAGUGGGAGGCAUUUGUCAGUGGUGCCUUGGCGGAGGUGAACAAAAGGAACACAAUAGAAUCUAUGAGAGGCAACCCCCUGGCAACCAGUAGUGAAGAUGAUGACACUGACUUCAAAGACAUUCCUUUCCCUCAAGACACAGCUAUCCAGCAGGCUUUCUCUGACUAUCAGUUACAACAGAUGACCAGUAACUUUAUAGACCAGUUUGGCUUCAACGAUGAGGAGUUUGCUGAGCAAGAUGACAAAAUUGAAGCUGCAUUCUCGGACAGAAUAUCCAGUAUAGAUUCAGAUAUUCACGUUUCUGAACAAUCUAGCACAACUUUAUUUAUUCAAGCUUGCAAUGAGAGGAUUCCACAGUUUGACAAUGAAGACAGCGAUGAGGAUAUCUGGGAGGAGAAGCCAAUUGUCUUCAACAAAAAUGCUCAACACGCCCGCUCAGAGCGAUUACAAGCUGAAACUGCUCGGUGUAACAGCAGCGAUGAAGACAGCACAGACAGUGGAGAGGAGAUUGAUUCCCCGGUCAAGAUUGUACAGCAGCCCACAGAGGGCAUGGACACCUCUGAGAGUCCAUGGUCGGCAGAUUCAAGUUCAGAGCCGGUUGCCAUGGACACCACAUCAGAGCCGUGGGAGAAAGUGGUAUCAUCUGCUCCCACCAGCAGUCAGCAGGAGAACUGGGCAGACUUCAGUAACGUGCCCACCCAGUCUGGAAAUCAGGACAACUGGGCAGAUUUUAGCUGCUUCUCUGAUAUCCAAUCCUCAAAUGACCAGGGCCCCAGGAGUAGCUCUCCUGUUGAAAUGGACACAACAGAACUUUCAAGAGGAAAUGCUUAUGUUGUGAUGAGCAAUAGCUCAGAAGAGAGGAAAGGGGACACGCCAAGCACUUUGUCAGUUACAGUUACCUUGCCAGGUGAGACUGCCUCACAGUCCAGUGACCUGCAAGUGACAGACUUGGAGUCAGAGGAGUCCAGUCAGCAGCCGGACUCCACUUCACCAAACCUCCAAGCAACGGAUGACACCACCACUGAUGCUGGACAGCCACUGCCUGACUCUUCUCCAGCUGACUCUCAAACUUCUUCCCCAAAACAAUCAGGGCCUUCACCAGUAGAUUCACAAGUCAGCAGUACGUCGUCCGACUCUGGUUCUGGCAGUUGCAAAGCCAGUCUUGGAGAAGCGGAGCAGACAGGAGAGGCAGGAGCGGCCAGUGAGUCUGUGGCAGUCUCUCCUGGCUCAUCCCAGGGCAGCUCAGUGGACGGGGAGUCCUCCCCUCGGCCCACCACCACCAGCACCAGCACUACCAGCAGCAGCAGCGCUGUUUCCACAGACAGCAGCAUCAGCACUUCAACCUCAGGCUCGGACUCGUCUCAACCCACCUUGGGGACUGGGCAGGAUGGUCAGAGGCAAACUGAAUUGGUUGAGGAUGAGGGGGAUGAUGACCUCGGAGCCAACUUCAGCUUCCUGGCUGCCUCAGGGUUGUUGAAAACUAGUCCAGUUGCUGCUGCUUGUCCCGUCAACCGACCAGUGACGGAGGGUCAGCAAAAUGGGCCGUUGACGCCGCCAUCCUCCCCUCCCCCAGCUGCUGUGGCCCCUCCCUCCCUGAGCCCGGCUCCUCCUCUUCCUAUGACAGACGGAGAUGCAGCCAGCUCAGAGCCGGACACCACAGAGGGUGCUCUCACCCCCGCCCAGAAACUGGAGCAGGCCAGAGCUCAAGCAAAAGAAGCCCAGGAGCUGUACGAUUCUGCCACAGCGGUGAUGCACAACGGCCCGGUUUGACAAGAGCUACAAAGCUAGACGUGUUGUUUUCAGUUCCUGUCAAGUUCUUCUUCCCUCCCCCUCCACCACCUCUAGAAGCCUUGUACUGACAAGACAAUGAUAAUUAAGCAGUCAAUGCACACUCGAUGGUGAAUUGGUCUUUGUUGACUAUAUAUUUUUUCUUCUUUUUUAAUAUUGUUUUUCACUGAUAAGAACCCUCUUAAUUAUGAGAAAUGUAAAAGGUUUUAUGGUCAGGGAUGUUAAUGUUGAAGUGCUCUUUGAAUGAGUUGUUUCAAGGAAAAGGAUAAAUGGAAAACUGAUAAAUAAAUAUUAAGAACAGAACGGGAUUGUUAUUGUGUGGCCAAAGUUCUGUUCCUGGAGACAGAGACUGACUCAUGCACGUAUUAAAGUUGUCAAUAGCAAUCCUCAGAAGGACAGUUCACACUUUGCUGGAGUGGUUCACUUUCUAGUGACAGGCGGCUUCUUGCAAGUCAUUUCUGAAUGCGGGCAUGUCCCCACAUUAUUAUGAGGUAUACGAGGCAGAUAGUCUGUUCAACGCCUUGGAGGGUUGCUGCCUGUCAGCAGUGUGGUUGUACAAGAAUGUGAUCGCGAGUGUCAAAAGACUAUUCAGAGUACAGUUUGUCGACGGAAGCAGUCACAAACUCAAGUCUGUGAAGUCUGAAAUAAAAGUAAAGUUUUUUUUUUUUUUUUGAAGAGUUUGGAGACCCUCUUGAUGUAGUGCAAGUAUACUGAGCGAAAAUUACAAAGGAUGGCUUUAUUGCAAAAUGUGUACAUAUUCUGUUUUCUAGCUCGCUAAACACUGGCAUACUGGUUUCCUUGGAAGUAGUAUUUUUGGAAUUGCAUGAUUUGGAACUGCGACCAUUGAUUUGUGAGUGGUAUAUUUUUCCUUGGGAAGAUCAAGUCACUCGAGCCUAGUGCAGAGGGAUGAAGAUUGUGAUCCUGAAAUAAAUUACUGAACUCCAAAGGAUUUUUGUUUGUACUUGUUUGUCUCUUUGUAAUUAUUUAAGGGCAGAGUGUUUAGAACAUAGUUUUCUGCUUCAUGGUUCUGUUUGGUUUGUUAAAAGUUUGACAUGGUAUCCACGGUCAUACAACAAGACAUGCUCUCACAUCUUUUGUGGACAAAUCGCUGAGUUGGAUGCUUUUGAGGUUACGCUUGGAUCAAUUCAUUCACUUUUUAAACUCAAAUAAAUGAUAAUAUAUGAAAAAAAUGGUGAUGUAAAUCGUAGUAAAUCUGUCCUGUAAUCUGUUUUCUCAAAAUUUACGCUUUGCCUGUAUGUGGCAAUGAGGUCAGGACUUGUGUAUUUUUACACGUUCGUGUUAGUGUUUCUUUGGAAAAAGACAAUGAUAGUUGUAGCCAUAUACAAAGAUUGUUAGGCCACUGUGCUCACCGUCUGUUGCUAGGUCAUCGGGAAUGGCUGAGGGACUGGAGAGUCCCAAAAACUGCGUGAUCUCCUCCCCUCACGAUGUACAGCUCCCUGUCUCAAUUGCGUUCUACCCCUCCCUCCUGUUUGGCUGUUCUCAGGGCUUCAGUAUGUCUACUCCCUGUUCUGCUCUCUGUGUAGCCAAGUCGGGCUGACGUCACUUCAGUGAUGGCAUUCGAGGACUUCAUUAUUUUGUGAGGCGCUAUAUUUCUUCUUUUUCUUCUCAAAGUUGGACUGGCAUGAACAAGGGUUUUGCCAUUUUGAAAGCAAGCAUUGUCAUGGAGUGCUUAUAUUAGCAAAGCAUAUUGUCAAGGAAUUUUUUUCUUCCUCCCCUUAUUUUAAGAUUUAAAAAUGUUUAUUCAUGUUUGUACCCAGGUUGCUUGUCAUUUAUUCUUUUCAUUGCAGUAUUUUUUUGUGUGGUUUUGAUUUAACCAAUAUAUAUUCGUAUUUUUGUUUGUUUUAAAUGUCUCUGAGAGCUAUUCCAUAUCAGUUGACUGGCUGUUGCAGAGUACUUAGGGACGAUGGUGAACAAGUGUAUACAAAUCAUGCCUUUAGAGGAGCUGAGUUAUUGAACAAGACACAGUGAACCACACACGCUGAAAGUUUGUGAAGUUCAACUUUCAUAGCUACAUUUUUUACAUGGUCUGACGAACAUGAGCAUAAAAUUUAAGAUCCAUAGUUUUGUGGGGAUGUGUCAUCUAAAUGCAUCAGGUUACAAUUCUGUGCUGGUGACAAAGUAUGGUUUUCUUCGCUUUUGUUCUUAUUUUCAAUUUUCCCCAUUAGAGAAUCCAUGCAGGAUUUUGGGAUUUCAGAGUUAGUGGAAAAUUUACCUCCUUGUCCUGAGUCUUCCUCUCUCUCUUGUUCUCUCUCUCUCUCUUUGCUUUUCAUUUGCCAUAAACGAUACCCUGUUUCUACUUUUAUUAAUGAUAGUUAGAAUUAAGGUAUAUGGUCCCAUUAUCUCCUUUCCAAAGAAGCAAAAGCGAAACUGGAUAUUGUGUUCAAAGCUCUAACGAUGGUAGUCGAACACCAACUUUAGCCAAGCAUGGCUUUCGAUUUAUAAUGUGACAGUCAGUACUGUUAUACAUAUAUAUUUAAAAACAAGUUGUUAAUACAUGUUAGUCCAUUUGUUUUCAGAGGGUUAAUAUUUGUGCCAGUACAGUUUUGGAUUAUUGCACCCGCAUGGAAAGUUGCAUUCAAAUCUUUCCAAUAACCUACCCUAUCGAAAACAGAAGAGGUACAAUAAUUCAGUUCUCGUCAAUGUCUAGGUGAUAACUAUUUUAGUUCAUAUUCCAACUUAUUGGCUUUUGUUUUGGUGCUAAGAGGGUAAAAAUUAAAGGGUUGUCAGUUUGUGGUUCUAAUUUGUUGUCUUGGUAAUGACAUGCAUUUCUUUUCCAUCACUGUUAUAAGCAGAAAUGGAAAAGAAACUGUUGUAAAGAUUUUCCAUUUUUUCUCUGUCCGUCAUUUGAUAAACACAGAACUUUCUAAAUCUUGUAGUGUAGCUAUGGUAGAAUUGCUGUGAAGAAAUAAGGACAACAAAGCAGACAACUAACAUGGAGUAGAGAAGCUCUGUACAGUGGGUGUCGCAUUCAACGAGGUUGCCGGCACCAGUUUGUUGUCCUCGUUGGAUCAGAUUUCUCGUUAACAACGUGACUAAGGUUAAAGAAAAGAAAGGAGACGAGUUAUUAGAUUACACGAUGUACCAAUACCAGUAAUUAAAACAGUUGUUCCCCCUCAUUUCUGCAUUUUUAGGUUUUUUUUAGAACACUUCUCGUGUGGAAACGUUCCCUCUCACAUCUAAGCCUAGAUCCUCAUAAAGUAAAUGCGAGAGGUUGGAUUUUCUGAUCAGAGGAAGAAAAGAAAAUUGAAAAAAAAAAAAAUGAAUAGAUCGAGACCUACCCAUCCAGAGGUCACCCAGUUUCACACAGUCCGCAUCGCGUUCACACCCACCACCUCCCCUCCCUACCGUAGACUAACCCUCACCCGCCCUCUUGGCUUUGGGGCCCAUAUUAGGAGGCACACUAGAACUAGCAGUACAAUGUGUUAAGAAUCGAGGAUGGGCCUUGCGCUUCGCGUGAGAUUGUGAGAAAGGAGAAAUAUUUUUCGAUUUUGGGGGCCGCUAGUUGCUUUUAUUUGGUUAUCGCGACCUCGUUGAAAGCAACUUCUGUCUGUUUGCAACCUCGUUGGAGCUGAUGUACAUUUACAAAGAGAUAUAGAGGAAAAAAUCGGGGAUUAAGGAUUGCCUCGUUGGAGCCGACUUUUUGUUGAAUGUGACCUCGUUGAAUGCGACGUCCACUGUACUGCUGUAAGCCGACAAAACGCCUUCUUGUCUUCACAGCAGUUUCAUGAAAAAGAUGUUUUGUCAACGAAACCAUUUAAAAAUAGCGUUCUUCUGAAAUCUGAAUUCUAUUUUUAAAAACUAGUCACAGUUUCACUGAUUUUUUUCACACAAGUAGAGUAACUGAUCAGGCUUUAAACUGCUUUUGAUUUAGCUAAUUUAAAAUAAAAAAUAUUGGUGCCAAAAUGAAAAAAGGCUUUUUGUCAGCUUACGGCAGAGUAGUGGGUGGCCUGUAGUUGAGGAUCAGUGUGAAUUUUCACUUGCUUUAUAUGGUUUGGUCUGUUGAAAUGUACUACUUUUGAUAUAUGUUCCUGCUCACUAAAGCUAAUGAAUAUUGUUUUGAUUGAUGGACUAGAAAAAUAUGUUUGACCAGAGGUUGGAGUGUUUGGGGCAAUGUUUUAUAUCACUCUGCAAGAUAGUUUGCACCAUUGUUUUGCACAGUUGAAGUUUUAGAAACUUUCAGUCCUGUUUAUCAAGGAAGCUUUUUUUGGAACUCUCAAGAUACUUCAUAAAUGACUUGUUGCACAGGACAGUUGAUUGCAGUGUUUGAGUGGGAAACAAUGCUGGUGGUUUAAGAAUUUCUCAGUGCUGACACCCUUUCCUUCAACAGUAUACAUGCCUUUGUUACACAAUGGAGAUUAAAUUAGCGAAUUGGGAAAAAAAGACCAUGUUUAGCUGAUCUGAAUUGUGUUGCUUUUGAGACCAGCUUUUCCGCUGACCAUUAUAAUUGUCUAAUGCGCUUUUCUUGACUCAAACUUAAAUCGAACACAAAUUCUUCCUUUGAAAAAAAAUAUUUUUAGUAAUGAGGUGAGUGACAUGUGAUGCAGUGUGACCGAUUGCGAGAAAGGAGCUCUGUGUUACAUGGCAGUGUACAGAAGGGAUAGGUAAUGGGGGAAGAAUUGCCUGUUGUUUGAUGACACAGUGGUCGACAAGGAAGUUUCUGGCUGUACACCUCUCUGUCGUUAGUGUCAUUGGUUGCAGCCUUUGAUUUCUUCUUCUAAUCUAGAGCAAUGAUCUCGAAGCGUUGAUUUGUUGUUGUUUCAUUACUGUUAAGGAUAAUGCAAACCACAUUGUUUAAGUGUGCUUUUUGUGCAAAAGUGGAUUUACUUUUUUACUCAUAGUAAAGGUACUCGGUAGUACAAACAUGGCGCAUAAGCUGACUCACAACCUUCCGAUGGGUGGUUUGGGGAAAAUUUAGGAAUUCAGAGUGCUGUUUCUUUGCUCUGUCGAUGUAAAACACCAAGUGCUGAACAUCAUGAAAAAGUUCUGCUUUUCCUCAUUACAAUGGUGUAUUGCAAGUUAUUUGUAUAUUUGUGUAUUUGGAGCUGGACAACGGCUGCCCCAUUUUCUUUAAAACUGACUGAGAGAUAGAGAAUGAUUCCAAAAUUCUCAGGAGACACUGACCUUCCAAAUGGACAAAUAAAUUUGUCAUACAGCAUUUUGGAAAGUUUAGUUUCUGGUACCAACUCAUAUGUUGACUUUUCUUUGGACAUUUCAUUGCGCUUUACCUUCAUGUGCUAGGUGUACAAACCAAGGGCAUAGUUCUGUUCCUGGAAUGGAUGCUCAUUUGCAAUAUAAAUAUAGGAUGCAUGCACAUGUUUGCUAGGGCUAGGUGUAUAAUUAAAGAUUAGAAAUAAUUAGGUUCUCGUUUUCAUGUUUGUGGAUUUCCCAAUUUUUAGACAAAUGUGCCCUCAAGUUAUGCUGUAUAGUUAUGAUAAUAAGGUCAAAAUAUAGAUAGUUUAUAAUAGUUUGAAUGUCAUAGUAAGUUUGUAUGAAAUAUUUUAUAUUUAUUUUCCCACUUUCUCCUUGAACUUUUCAUUCUCCAAUAGUUUUCCUGCAAUUGUAACAUUAUAUUUUGUAGUGCGUGUGGGACUCUAGUCCCACUCCCUACCUCAAUUAUUAUAUAAGCAAAUGGAAAAGAAGUCUUUGUUAUCGUUUUUCUUUUUUGUUUUUCCUAAUCUGUACACAGAGUAAAAAGCAGAAUUAGGCUGCACCAAGUAGAGAGCAGAGGAGAACAUACAUGCGUUUAUUCACCGGUUCUAAAGGCAAUAAAUCAAUCUUGCUCUCUCUUUCCUAUGCUAAUGAAUUUGUACAGGAUCAUUGAUGGCAAAGGUAGAGCCGAAGAGAGGGAAAGUGUAGAUGUUUCUGCUGUACUUAAAGUGGCAGUUGUGAUGAUUCACUCGAAUUAUGAUGUAUAUAUCGCUGCAUGUUAAGUUCCUAUUUAUAUCUAGGUUUUUACAUUAUUUAAUAUCUACCUGUGUAAGUUGUUCUGUAAUUGUGGCAUUUCUGACCUUCAGGAAUGGGAAGUAAUUGUAGGUGAAUUUUUAGCUGUUUAGUUCCUGUACCCUAUUUUUUUUAUGGUAAGUCUGCAAAAUGUCUGUACAGUUUUGUGAAAACUUGGUUACAGAUAUGGCAACUCUUUGCAGUGCUCUUUUUCCUUUUGGAAUGGAAUCUUCACCUAAAAUUAACAGCACUAAUUUGUCCCAUAGAAAGUUUGCGUGCAAUGUCCUUCACAACUUUUCUGUUUGAACUGUAAAUCUUUACGUCUAACCUACCCCUCAGCCCACACCAGCAGUUUUGUGUUUAUGAUGGUGGGCAGUGUUGUUACAUAUAUAUAUAUAGACUUCAGCUUCCUUGCUGUCACACACAGCAGUCUGCGCGGGUUUUGUUAAUGUGAUUUGUUUUUUUUUUCUUUUAGGAUCUGUAUAGAGCAAGAGUGUUUGGUGUGAAGAACAGACUGAUGAGGGCUGGGGGUCUCCUGUGAUUUGUGCUGUUACGUAUGUCUGUGUUGGCAGAUAUAAGUCUCUUUCACAGCGCAUGUACAUAUAUCUUGUCUGACUUUACCCUCCCAUACCUUGUCCGGAAACACACACACACACACACACACACACACACACACACACAUGCGCGCGCAAACACACCCACCCACCCAAACCCAAUUUUUAAAAACGGGCGAACAACAGUUACACUAGUAUGAUGCCUCAGUGAUGGUAAUAAUGCUGAUAUGUAAUGAUUAUGAUUUUGAAUAUAACAGCUGCUUCCCAAUGAAUCUGAGCAUCUCUGGUAACUAAAUUGAGGAUUGUGUACCUUCGUUUUUGUAUUUGAUUAUGACUUUCAGCACAAAAAUACCGGUUGAACAUGUUUUUUUGUUGUGUGUGUGACAUCCCAGCUAUUUUGGGUUUUUUAUUAUAAUUAUUAUUUUAUUUUUGGGGGGUUUGUUUGUUCAGUGAUAACAGGAAAAAUAUAUUAUGCAUCCUGCAAGCAUUAAUUGACAUGUCCACUUCAGUUUCAUACUGUCUGUUGCAAUCAUUGUAUGUGUGUGCUAGAGAGAUAUCGAGAGUGGUAGAUUUGUUCCCCAUGUGAAAUCCAGUCAAAUGUUGAAAGGUCUGGGUGAAAAGUACAUUGUAACGGGUGUUGAGCUGGGGUCACUUGUCUAUUAUUUAUGUCAUCAUAGCUGGAUUGUUGUGGACUGGCACUCCGUAUGCUCAGCUCGAUGCUUCAGUUGCCUAAAGUGGUCUAGACUUGGUCAAUGAUAACCUAAUACACACAGGGCAAUGGCAUAUUAAGUUUGUAAUUCAUGUGUGCGUUUUAGUCUUGGCGAUGUUGUUUAUUUUAUGACUGGCAUCUGCUGCAUAUCCCUAUCUGAUUUGAUUAUGCAGAUAUAAUUCAGUUGCAUACUUGGACAUUGGACAGGGUGUUCUUCACGACAACUGGUUGGUUAUAUUAUGGAAAAAUGAUUUCCUGCUGUUGAAUGUGUGAGGAAUGCUGGCCUUGACAAGUAGGAGGCAAGCAACAAAUCCCCCCCACCUCACCCACCACCUGCGAAUGGGAUUCUCAGCUGUUGCAUUGUUUGUUGACAGUGGGCUGUUGUAGGAACCAGGGACCAAAGUUUGAAAGACACUGCAACCCUCCCCUCUGUCGCUGUUGCUCUAGUCUUGCGAGAGGUGGGGUGAGGGUUGAGCGUUAUGAGACAUCCCACUGCAUCAAAAAGUUCACUGGGUGUGUGUAUGUGUAUUUGUGUGUCUGUGUCUAGAGAGAGAGAAAAGUAUUUGUGUGAGGGCUGGUGGUAUUUUUUUUAAUGCCUGAACUUGGUAAGGACAGAUUUUUUGAGGUCCUUGAUUUAGCUGGGGUGUUGUUAGCAUUCAUUUAAAUUUUGUUUUCAUAACUUGUGUCUUCUCAAGCAUUUUUCACUUCCCCUCCAGAGUUCACCUGGAAAGGGGCCCCAUGAAAGAUAUCACGGUGCUUUGCUGCUAAUUUUAGGCUCUCAUAAAGUUGAACUUAUAUUUUUUUUAAAGAGUUUAUUGGAUCAUGUGGUUUUAUAAAAUUACAUUUACCCUGCAGCUUCCAUUCGAGUCUUUUUGAUUUGAAUGUAAGCACACGCAGGAAGGUCUAGUAUCGUUCAGUGUUUUGAUCAAAUCUGGGCAGAAUGAUGGCCCCUCCCCCGGCAGUGCACAAAAAGCACACUGGCUAUGUGCCAAAUAAUGUGUGGGUUUUCUCUAUCAGUGCAUGGAGUUGGACAAAAUUAAAGAGCAGUCUACGAACAUGCAUGGCUUUGAGUGUUUUGGCUAUGUGAUUCUCUCCAAGCCUUGGAAGAAAAAAUUUAUCCUGUUACAGUCGGGCACAGAUAUCGCAAACACUGAAGACUCGAAAGCAUAGACAGCUCAUACAAGUUGCCAUUCCCUCUAUUAAUGUAAUCUCUUUAAUUUUCCGUUAUCGGUUAACCCAAAUUAUGGAUGUGAUGAAGACAUUUGUUAAUCCCCAAAGUGCUUGAGUUAUCCGUGCCGGACUGUAAAUGUGGCUUGAGUGAGUUCCCCCCCCCCUCCCUUGUCUCAUUUGCUGUGUUAUGUUGGAGUGUGUGUUUGGAGUAGUUGUGGUUUUAGGUAUGUUAAAUGCUGGCCAAAGCCACUAGUUGUUACACUUUGCAUUGAAGGUUCCCCUGGACUUGACCAGCAAAAGCUCAUGUUUCGUGGCAUUCCGGGAAUGUCCAUUCAUCGGGGCACAACGUUUCAAGUUUUGUGUUUAAUGUUGGUCACCCACACUGCAUCAUGAUUUCUCUGGUCCCCCCCCCCCAACUCACAUUGUCAUAACCUUGCCAGUCCUGGUCCCAUUGUCAUGUGAAUUUUAUAAUUUUAUGUUUUAAAUUAAAGAAACCCAUUAUUUUUUUGUUGAUUGAAAAGGUUUAAACACUCAUAGAUUUGUUGCUAGUGCCUUCCAAGAUGUUGGGGCAGGUGAAGAAAGUAUUCAGGAAAUUUAUCAGAGGCUAAGUUGCUGUGUUUAAAAGAAGUUUGAGAAGGAAUGUGCAGGUGUUCUCCGUACUAAAAACAAAUAAUAGCUCCUGCCACCCCCCUCCCAUUCUUAAUAUUAAUAUUAUAUACAUAUAUUAUAUGUCUGUGUUUUUGUCACAAGGUGGAUACACACUCCCUUUUACACGGGGUUGCAUUUUUGUUUGGCUUCACUGGAGAAGUGUAGUGUGUGCUGCGCUGCCGACUCUGCUGAUAUUGUGCUUGCAUACGCAGCAAGGUGGGGGCUGGCCUGCAGCAGAGUUGCCAAUUUCCACAACUUUGCCAUUGUAAACAGACGUGUUCAGUGAGUGUGGAGGUUGUUUCUGCACGUUGGUGUGACUUGAGGAUGUCAAUGUAAAUCUAAUAAAUAGUAGUUGAGAUUGUGUACAUAGAAUAUGUUAAUUAAAAAAAUGGAAGAUUACAGUAC
Aplysia californica (California sea hare) is the source of this 12890-nucleotide messenger RNA. Its product is annotated as serine/threonine-protein phosphatase 6 regulatory subunit 3. Gene Ontology annotation, cellular component: nucleus; cytosol. The transcript has 28 exons. Lineage: Eukaryota; Metazoa; Mollusca; Gastropoda; Aplysiida; Aplysiidae. Gene Ontology annotation, molecular function: protein phosphatase binding; protein phosphatase regulator activity. Bases 192 to 3425 code for a protein of 1077 amino acids. The record is from RefSeq and is a predicted model, not a curated record.